Messenger RNA from Aspergillus sclerotioniger CBS 115572, 834 nucleotides. RefSeq names its product NAD-dependent epimerase/dehydratase family protein. Lineage: Eukaryota; Fungi; Ascomycota; Eurotiomycetes; Eurotiales; Aspergillaceae. The transcript has a single exon. Bases 1 to 834 code for a protein of 277 amino acids. The record is from RefSeq and is a predicted model, not a curated record.
AUGAGAAUCGCCAUCACCGGUGCCCGCGGCACCGUCGGUCGCGCUGUCGUCAAACAAGCCUCUGAAGCAGGUCAUUCCACUGUCCAAGUCGACCGCACCGACACCAAAUAUGAUGGAACACCGAACUCCGAGAUGAAGACCGCCGACACCGCCAAUGACUACAAAGCCACCCUUGAAGCCUUCAAAAGCUGCGACGCAGUCAUCCAUCUGGCUGCCAUUCCAGACCCCUUGGGAAAAGACGAUGAACUUGUGCACAACAACAAUGUGACCUCAGCAUUCAACGGCUUCUACGCCGCUGCUCAGUUGGGCAUCAAACGAUUCUGCUAUGCAUCAUCGGUGAACGCGAUCGGCCUGGAAUACGCCACGCGACCGCUCAAGUUCGACUACUUUCCCAUUGACGAGGAAGCGCCGUCCACUCCGACCGACUCAUAUGCACUAGCCAAGGAGGAAGCCGAAGCUCAGGCGCGAGCGUUUGCAAGGUGGUUUCCGGGGAUGAACAUUGCGUGUAUGCGCAUCCACGCCGUGGCGUCUCGCGAAGAAGCGCAGCAAGGACAUAAAGAGAGGUGGGAAGACUCGGCUGUUAAGAGCUUAUGGGGCUGGGUGAGCCCAGAAGCGACAGCUCGCGCAUGCUUGUUGACGGUGGAAAAGAAUGACAGCUUCUCGGGGGCUGAGAUAUUCAAUGUGGUUGCUCCGACAACGACGCAGGAUACGCCGUCGCGCGAGCUGGCAAAGAAGUAUUAUCCGGACACAGAGAUUCGAGGCGAGUUCAAAGGGAACGAGUCGUUCUUUACGGCUGAAAAGGCAAAUAGGAUCUUAGGAUGGAAGCAUGAGUGA